Messenger RNA from Polyodon spathula (Mississippi paddlefish), 6714 nucleotides. RefSeq names its product CCR4-NOT transcription complex subunit 1-like. NCBI's taxonomy places the organism in Eukaryota, Metazoa, Chordata, Actinopteri, Acipenseriformes, Polyodontidae. The transcript is spliced from 41 exons. Bases 579 to 6695 code for a protein of 2038 amino acids. Gene Ontology annotation, biological process: nuclear-transcribed mRNA catabolic process, deadenylation-dependent decay. The record is from RefSeq and is a predicted model, not a curated record. Gene Ontology annotation, cellular component: P-body; CCR4-NOT core complex. Gene Ontology annotation, molecular function: molecular adaptor activity.
GCGAGCAUAGGGUCGCCUGGCAAGAUUUUUUAUUUAUUUAUUUAUUUAUUUAUUUGGAGGGGGGAAAAAAAAUGAAAAUUUGUUUAUCGCAAACUCGUAAUCCCCGCGUUUGUUCUAGUUGCCCGUACGCUAGGUGCGGAUAAUGAGUUUACAGCGCCAGGGCUGAUUUGGUUCAAGUGUCUUGUUGUGGUGGUUUUGUGUUUUUUUCUCCCAGUAACGGAAGAGGAGGGGGGAGUGUCGCGAGCUCGAGCACUCGAAGAUGGCGCUGUGAGCGCGCGCGAGAUGUCCAACGCCAUUUUGUGUUAAAAAUCAAACCGAAGCGGAGAGAGGGAGCGUUUUUAUUUUUAAUCGACUUGAGUGGAAACGGACCGUCUGAAUUUAAUACGGGAGUCGCAAGAUGCGGUACUUGCUGUUGGAUUGAGAAUUUACAUACACCAAGAAUCAAUAAGGAGGAAACUUGCCCAUAACGUCAGAUAUAACAUCUUUGUAAAAGAAGUUAACCUAUCUCUGAGGUGACUAAAGGGGAAUAAUGGUGAUUUUGCGCCGGGCUCGGCCGCCUGCUUCCGCCCCGACCAGCAAUGAAUCUUGAUUCGCUCUCGCUGGCCUUGUCUCAAAUCAGUUACCUGGUGGACAAUUUAACUAAGAAAAACUACAGAGCCAGCCAGCAGGAAAUACAGCAUAUUGUGAAUCGACACGGCCCCGAGGCAGACAGGCAUUUAUUACGCUGUCUAUUCUCGCAUGUGGAUUUUAGUGGCGAUGGUAAAAGCAGCGGCAAAGAUUUUCAUCAGACACAGUUUUUGAUCCAGGAGUGUGUGUCACUUAUAACCAAGCCAAAUUUUAUCUCGACGCUGUCCUACGCUAUUGACAAUCCAUUACACUAUCAGAAGAGUUUAAAACCUUCACCCCAUUUGUUUACUCAGCUGAGUAAAGUUCUCAAGUUAAGCAAGGUUCAAGAGGUUGUUUUUGGCCUUGCGUUGUUGAAUUCUUCCAGCUCAGAUCUGAAAGGGUUUGCUGCCCAGUUUGUGAAACAGAAGCUCCCCGAUCUUCUGCGUUCGUACGUAGACGCGGACAUUGGGGGUAACCAAGAAGGUGGCUUCCAGGAUAUUGCAAUAGAGGUCCUGCACCUUCUCCUCUCCCAUCUCCUCUUUGGGCAGAAGGGAGCCUCUGGAGUCGGACAGGAACAGAUUGAAGCUUUCCUCAAGACUCUCUGCAGAGAUUUUCCCCAGGAGCGCUGUCCUGUGGUGCUUGCACCACUGCUUUACCCUGAAAAACGGGACUUUCUGAUGGACAGGAUCCUGCCAGACUCUGGAGGGUUAGCUAAGACCAUGAUGGAGAGUUCUCUAGCAGACUUUAUGCAAGAAGUUGGCUACGGCUUUUGUACAAGUCUUGAAGAAUGCCGCAAUAUAAUCAUGCAGUAUGGAGUUCGGGAGGUCACCGCAUCCCAGGUGGCCAGAGUCCUGGGCAUGAUGGCCCGCACUCACUCUGGAUUGUCUGAUGGCAUUCCCCUUCAGUCCAUCUCUGCUCCUGGCAGUGGGAUCUGGAGUGAUGGGAAGGAUAAGACUGAUGGAUCUCAGGCUCACACCUGGAAUGUGGAAGUUUUAAUUGAUGUUGUUAAAGAACUGAAUCCCAAUUUGAACUUCAAGGAAGUGACAUACGAACUUGAUCAUCAUGGGUUCAUCAUUCGGGACAGCAAGGCACUACAGAUAGUGGUGUAUGGUAUCCAAAGGGGACUGGGAAUGGAAGUGUUCCCUGUGGAUCUCAUUUACAGACCUUGGAAACAUGCAGAGGGCCAGCUGUCUUUUGUUCAACAUUCCCUGAUGAACCCAGAUAUCUUCUGUUUUGCGGAUUAUCCCUGUCAUACUGUUGCUAUUGAUAUUUUAAAAGCACCACCGGAGGAUGAUAACCGGGAAAUAGCAACGUGGAAGAGUCUGGACCUAAUUGAAAGUUUGUUACGUCUGUCAGAGGUGGGGCAGUACGAGCAGGUGAAACAGCUCUUUAACUUCCCCAUCAAGCACUGUCCUGAUAUGUUAGUUCUGGCCUUACUACAGAUAAGUACCUCCUGGCACACACUGCGCCAUGAACUUAUCUCUACCCUCAUGCCAAUCUUCUUGGGAAACCAUCCCAACUCUGCCAUUAUUUUGCACUACGCUUGGCACGGACAGGGUCAGUCACCCUCUAUCCGUCAACUGAUCAUGCACUCUAUGGCAGAGUGGUAUAUGAGGGGAGAACAAUACGAUCAGGCCAAGCUCUCUCGCAUUCUAGAUGUGGCUCAGGACCUGAAGUCUCUAUCCAUGCUGCUAAAUGGUACUCCGUUUGCCUUUGUUAUUGACCUUGCUGCACUUGCAUCUCGCCGAGAAUACCUCAAACUUGACAAAUGGCUGACAGAUAAAAUACGGGAGCAUGGGGAACCUUUCAUCCAGGCCAGUGUGACAUUCUUAAAGCGACGGUGCCCUUCCAUCAUGGGAGGCCUGGCUCCAGAAAAGGAGCAGCCCAAAAGUGCACAGCUCCCUCCUGAAACACUGGCUACCAUGCUGGCCUGUAUGCAGUCCUGUGCAGGGAGUGUUUCCCAGGAACUGUCAGAAACAAUUCUGACCAUGGUAGCGAACUGUAGCAAUGUCAUGAACAAAGCCAGACAACCACCCCCAGGAGUCAUGCCAAAGGGACGUGCUCCUAGCACCAGCAGCUUAGAUGCUAUCUCCCCUGUACAGGUAUCGGUCUCCGUCUCCCCUCUUCAGAUUGAUCCCUUGUCUGGGAUGGCAUCUCUGAAUAUAAGUGGCUCUGCUGCGUCCCACACGCAGAGCAUGCAGGGAUUUCCCACAAACCUGAGUUCUGCAUUCAGCAACCCCCAGUCACCAGCCAAGGCUUUCCCUGCUCUCACCAAUCCCAGCCAGACAACACCAUUCAGUGGCAUUGGAGGCCUCUCAUCUCAACUUCCAGGUUCUUUAGGAUCGAGUAGCUUGACAAGCAUGGGAAGUGGACUUGGUAUACCAACUGUGAACAGUGACCCUUUUGGACAGAGAAAGAUGAGCACAUCUGGAUUGAACCCACCCACCUUCCAGCAGAGUAAGAUAAUGCCUUCUGAUCUCUCUCAGGUGUGGCCUGAGGCAAACCAGCACUUUAGCAAAGAGAUUGAUGAUGAAGCCAACAGCUACUUUCAGCGCAUUUACAAUCAUCCACCUCACCCCACCAUGUCCGUGGAUGAGGUCCUGGAGAUGUUGCAGAGGUUCAAGGACUCCAACAUUAAGCGGGAGCGUGAAGUGUUUAAUUGCAUGCUGAGGAACCUAUUUGAGGAGUAUCGUUUCUUCCCUCAGUAUCCUGACAAGGAACUGCACAUCACUGCCUGCCUCUUUGGUGGAAUCAUUGAGAAGGGACUGGUCACGUACAUGGCGCUGGGGCUGGCCCUGCGCUAUGUCCUUGAAGCCUUAAGGAAACCAUUUGGAUCCAAGAUGUAUUACUUUGGUAUCGCUGCCCUAGAUAGAUUUAAAAAUAGAUUGAAGGAUUAUCCCCAGUAUUGUCAGCACUUGGCAUCUAUUACUCACUUUCUACAGUUCCCUCAUCAUUUACAGGAGUGUGUGCAGUAUAUCGAGUAUGGGCAACAGUCCCGCGACCCUCCAGUGAAGAUGCAGGGCUCGAUCACUACGCCUGGCAGCCUUGCUCUUGCACAGGCUCAGGCUCAGGCUCAAGUGCCCCCCAAGGCUCCUCUCCCUGGCCAGGUUAGCACCAUAGUAACAACAUCUACCACAGCCACUGUUGCUAAAACCACUACCAUCACCCGCCCCACUGGAGUCAGCUUCAAGAAGGAUGUGCCUCCUUCCAUAAACACAACCAACAUUGACACACUGCUUGUGGCCACAGACCAAACAGAAAGAAUAGUGGAGCCACCUGAAAAUGUUCAAGAGAAGAUUGCCUUCAUCUUUAACAAUCUCUCUCAGUCCAAUAUGGCACAAAAGGUUGAAGAGCUGAAGGAGACCGUGAAAGAGGAGUUUAUGCCUUGGGUUUCGCAAUAUCUCGUGAUGAAGAGAGUCAGCAUUGAGCCCAACUUUCACAGCCUUUACUCCAACUUCCUGGAUACACUGAAAAACCAAGAUUUUAUCAAAAUGGUUCUAAGUGAAACCUACAGAAAUAUAAAGGUCCUACUGACUUCCGAUAAAGCUGCAGCUAACUUCUCUGAUAGAUCCCUCCUGAAGAACCUGGGCCACUGGCUGGGCAUUAUCACAUUGUCAAAAAACAAACCCAUCUUGUAUACAGAUUUGGAAAUAAAGUCUUUGCUGCUGGAAGCUUACGUGAAGGGACAGCAAGAGCUUCUCUAUGUGGUCCCAUUUAUUGCCAAAGUGUUGGAAUCCAGCGUGAGGAGUAUGAUUUUCAGGCCUCAGAACCCAUGGACUAUGGCAAUCAUGAAUGUACUGGCAGAACUUCACCAGGAGCAUGACUUGAAGCUGAACCUGAAGUUUGAGAUUGAAGUACUGUGCAAGAAUCUGUCCCUGGAUAUCAAUGACCUUAAGCCUGGAAACCUGCUGAAAGACAAAGAAAAGUUGAAGGCCCUAGAUGAGCAGCUUUCCGCACCAAAGAAGGAAGCUAAACCACCUGAGGAAAUGCUACCCAUUGUCCCACCUGGAGAAUUUCUCCCCUUUGCAGCUGCAACGUCUACACCUGCCACAACUACUACAUGCACAGCCACAGGUCCACCAACUCCUCAGUUUAGUUAUCAUGAUAUUAAUGUCUAUGCUCUGGCAGGGCUUGCUCCUCACAUAAAUUUCAACCAAAAUAUACCCUUGUUCCAGGCCCACCUGCAACUGAAGCAGUAUGUGCGGCAAGCUAUAGAGAGGGCAGUCCAGGAGCUUGUUCACCCUGUUGUGGAUCGCUCCAUCAAAAUUGCCAUGACCACCUGCGAGCAGAUUGUCAGGAAGGACUUUGCUCUGGACUCUGAGGAGUCACGCAUGCGUGUUGCCGCACAUCAUAUGAUGCGUAACCUGACAGCAGGGAUGGCUAUGAUCACCUGUAGGGAACCUCUGCUCAUGAGCAUCGCUAGCAAUCUGAAGAACAGCUUUGCUACGGCCCUCAGGGCUCCAACCCAACAACAGAGGGAAAUGAUGGAACAGGCAGCCGCACAGAUAGCCCAGGAUAACUGUGAACUUGCUUGCUGCUUUAUACAGAAAACAGCAGUGGAAAAAGCUGGCCCAGAAAUGGAUAAGAGGCUCGCAACUGAAUUUGAGCUGCGAAAACAUGCCAGACAAGAGGGCCGUCGAUACUGCGAUCCUGUGGUACUGACCUAUCAAGCAGAGCGCAUGCCAGAACAAAUCAGGCUUAAGGUCGGUGGUGUGGACCCUAAGCAGCUGGCUGUUUAUGAGGAGUUUGCACGCAAUGUUCCCGGUUUCCUUCCCAGCAAUGAUCUCUCACAGCCCACAGGUUUCCUGGCUCAACCCAUGAAGCAACCAGCCUGGGCAACAGAUGAUGUGGCACAGAUCUAUGACAAGUGCAUUGCUGAUCUGGAGCAGCACUUGCAUGCAAUCCCUCCUGCGUUGGCUAUGAACCCCCAGACGCAGGCCCUGCGUAGUCUGCUAGACGCUGUGGUGGUGGCAAGGAGUUCACGCGAAACCAUUGCAGCAUUGGGCUUGCUACAGAAGGCUGUGGAAGGAUUACUCGAUGCGACAAGUGGUGCUGAUGCAGACCUCCUGCUCCGGUACCGUGAGUGUCACCUGUUGGUUCUGAAGGCCCUGCAGGAUGGCCGUGCCUAUGGCUCUCAGUGGUGCAACAAGCAGAUCACCAGGUGCUUGAUUGAAUGUCGUGACGAGUACAAAUACAAUGUUGAAGCUGUGGAGCUGCUGAUCAGAAACCAUCUGGUUAAUAUGCAGCAGUAUGACCUACACCUAGCCCAGUCAAUGGAAAAUGGCCUGCAUUAUAUGGCUGUGGCGUUCGCUAUGCAGUUGGUGAAGUUACUUCUGGUGGAUGAGAGGAGUGUGAGCCACAUCACUGAAGCUGACCUGUUCCACACCAUUGAGACACUCAUGAGGACCAGUGCCCACUCCAGAGCAAAUGCUCCUGAGGGGCUGCCCCAGCUAAUGGAAGUGGUCCGGUCAAACUAUGAAGCAAUGAUUGACCGUGCCCACGGAGGGCCUAAUUUCAUGAUGCACUCUGGGAUCUCGCAGGCAUCGGAAUAUGAUGACCCUCCUGGCCUGAGGGAGAAGGCAGAGUACCUACUGAGAGAAUGGGUGAACCUCUACCACUCUGCAGCUGCCGGUCGAGACAGCACCAAGGCUUUCUCUGCCUUUGUGGGACAGAUGCACCAGCAGGGAAUCCUGAAGACAGACGAUCUGAUAACCCGUUUCUUCCGACUGUGCACGGAGAUGUGUGUGGAGAUCAGUUACCGCGCACAGGCAGAACAGCAGCACAACCCUGCUGCCAGUGCUGCCAUCAUCCGUGCCAAGUGCUACCAUAACCUAGAUGCCUUUGUUAGACUCAUCGCACUUCUAGUCAAACACUCUGGAGAGGCGACUAACACAGUGACGAAGAUCAACCUACUCAACAAGGUUCUGGGUAUUGUGGUCGGAGUCCUUAUUCAGGACCAUGAUGUCCGGCAGACUGAGUUUCAACAACUGCCCUAUCACAGAAUUUUCAUCAUGCUGCUGUUGGAGUUGAAUGCACCAGAGCAUGUACUGGAAACCAUUAACUUCCAGACAUUGACUGCUUUCUGGUAAGUUACUGACAGCAGCUAAA